UGUUGAUCAUCUCUACCAAAAACAAAAAGAUAGCAACGGAAAACUCACAAACAGAACCAACAAUGGAGAAUAUAGAGCACAAAAAUUUGACUGUAAACGGCAUAAAUAUGCAUAUAGCUGAAAUUGGUGAAGGUCCAUCAACAAUAUUAUUCCUCCAUGGUUUCCCUGAACUCUGGUAUACAUGGCGUCACCAACUGAUUUCACUUUCAUCUAAGGGUUACCGUGCAAUAGCUCCAGAUCUACGUGGUUAUGGUGAUACAGAUUCUCCUCCUUCUCCUUCUAGCUAUACCGUUUUUCAUAUUGUUGGUGACCUUAUUGCCCUUCUCGAUGCCCUGGGUCUCGAUAAGGUGUUCCUUGUUGGACAUGAUUGGGGUGCUGUUAUAGCUUGGCACGUAUGCCUUUUGCGACCUGAUAGGAUCAAAGCACUGGUUAAUAUGAGCGUUGUCUUCCACCCCAGGAACCCCAAGAGAAAGCCUAUUGAAUCUAUGCGUGCUGUCCUUGGGGAUGAUUACUAUAUUUGCAGAUUUCAGGAAUGUGGAGAGGUAGAAGAGGAGUUUGCCCGUGUUGAUACCACAAGACUAAUCGCAAAAUUUUUAACAUCACGCAGUCCAGCUCCUCUUCGUGUACCUAAAGAGAAAGGAUUUGGGGGUUCACCUCAUACUCCCAUUACAUUGCCGUCUUGGUUGUCAGAAGAGGAUCUCAACUACUAUGCCAACAAGUUCAGACAGACAGGUUUUACUGGUGGAUUAAACUACUAUCGAGCUAUGGACCUAAACUGGGAGCUGACGGCGCCAUGGACCGGUGUACAAAUAAAGGUCCCUGUUAAGUUCAUCGUAGGGGAUGUCGACCUAACUUACAAUACACCUGGUGUUAAGGAAUAUAUCCACAAAGGUGGGUUCCAAAAAAUGGUGCCAUUCUUGCAAGAAGUAGUUAUCAUGGAAGGAGUUGCACACUUCAUCAACCAAGAAAGGCCAGAAGAAAUUAAUGACCACAUAUAUGACUUUUUCCAAAAGUUCUAAGGUGUGUCUAUUUUUAUCAUGGGUUGCUUU
Molecule: messenger RNA, 1049 nt
Organism: Solanum dulcamara
Lineage: Eukaryota; Viridiplantae; Streptophyta; Magnoliopsida; Solanales; Solanaceae
Exons: 4
Coding region: 63-1019 (318 amino acids)
Molecular function (GO): hydrolase activity
Source: RefSeq, a predicted model, not a curated record